CUUGCCCGCGUUUCUUCGUCUCUGGCAUCUCGCCCCCCUUUCUUCCAACCUGCGUUGUCAGAUCGAGGUUCGCAAGUGAUAAAUGACUGAUAGGCCGACAUUUGCGCAGAGGGUUAAGAGCGUUUCCUUAAUCUUUGCGUGUGGCACAGCGCUUUUCUCGGACGGUUAUGCUAAUGGUGUUAUCGGGACUGUGAAUACGCUCUUGACGCGCAUCUACGGUGCUGAGGCUUUGGCCAACCAUGCAUACAGCAGGACCCUCAGCAGUCUCGCUUUUGCUGGUACCAUUGUGGGAAUGCUACUGUUCGGGUACCUCUCUGACAAGAUCGGGAGGAAGUUCGGAAUGAUGUCGGCUACUGCAAUUGUGACUCUCUUCUCAGGGCUUUCUGCCGCAUCCGCUGGAGCGAACGGUAGCUUGGGCGGGAUGUUGAGCAUGCUUAGUGCCAUGCGAUUCUUGCUUGGAAUUGGUGUUGGCGCCGAGUACCCAUGUGGUUCAGUCUCGGCUUCAGAACAGUCAGAAGAACCCGGCAUCAACAAGAAGGCCCAGCACCGAUGGUUUACUUUGGCUACCAAUUCGAUGAUCGACUUCGGUUUCGUCAUCGCAGCCUUCGUGCCUUUCGUUUUGUUUAAAAUCUUUGGAAAUGACCACCUCCGCGCUGUAUGGAGGCUUUCGUUGGGACUGGGAAUGGUACCAGCGGCAGCAGUUUUCAUCUGGCGGCUGAGCAUGGACGAGCCCGUGCGGUAUAAGAAAGACUCGAUGAAGCACGCGAAGAUUCCCUAUCUCUUGAUCUUGAAGAGGUACUGGGUAUCACUGGCAGCGAUCUCGUUUGUGUGGUUCCUUUACGAUGUCAUUGUGUAUCCGUUUGGGCUCUACUCCUCCCUGAUCGUCAACAAUAUCACCGGAGGAGACACCAAUUUGACUGUCGUCCUUGGGUGGAAUGUUGUAAUCAACUUGUUCUACAUGCCAGGAACUCUCAUUGGCGCCUUCACCGUAGACUUCCUUGGUCCAAAAUAUACCCUGAUCACUGGUCUCGUCCUUCAGGCCAUCAUUGGGUUCACCAUGAGUGGUCUGUACAAACAACUCUCCGACAAUGUCGCUGCCUUUGCCGUUGUCUAUGGGAUCUUCCUCAGCUUCGGUGAAUUCGGCCCCGGUAACUGCUUGGGUCUUCUUGCAAGCAAGACAAGUCCUACUGCCAUUCGAGGGCAGUACUACGGAGCCGCUGCUGCCAUCGGAAAAGUCGGUGCGUUUGUCGGUACUUGGAUCUUCCCACCCAUCAUCGAUGCUUUCGGAGGACCGGAGACUGCUCGAGGAAACACCGGCCCGUUUUGGAUUGCAAGUGGUCUAGCACUUGUUAGCGCACUGACCACUUUCUUCUUCAUUGUACCUCUCACUCACGACGGUAUGGAGAAAGAAGACGCGGAAUUCCGAGCUUACCUCGAGGCCAAUGGAUACGAUACGUCUGCGAUGGGUCUUCCUGAUUUUGACUCGGAGAGAGGAUCAUUAGGUGAAAAAGUGGAAGGGCCAGAGAAGGCUGUAGAUGUAAAGGUCGAACCUGCUUAAUCUUUCGCCGUCAAUGCUUGGCCAAUUGUGAAUAUCAAGUUCAUCUCCAAG
Coprinopsis cinerea okayama7#130 is the source of this 1609-nucleotide messenger RNA. Its product is annotated as glycerophosphodiester transporter. Gene Ontology annotation, molecular function: carboxylic acid transmembrane transporter activity. Lineage: Eukaryota; Fungi; Basidiomycota; Agaricomycetes; Agaricales; Psathyrellaceae. The record is from RefSeq and is a predicted model, not a curated record. The transcript is spliced from 24 exons. The coding region runs from base 83 to 1558 and encodes 491 amino acids. Gene Ontology annotation, biological process: carboxylic acid transport; transmembrane transport. Gene Ontology annotation, cellular component: plasma membrane.